Messenger RNA from Gigantopelta aegis, 1346 nucleotides. RefSeq lists its product as uncharacterized. The transcript has 4 exons. The coding region runs from base 3 to 716 and encodes 237 amino acids. Lineage: Eukaryota; Metazoa; Mollusca; Gastropoda; Neomphalida; Peltospiridae. The record is from RefSeq and is a predicted model, not a curated record.
UGAUGUCUGGAGAUUCCAUUGAGGAGCUGGAGAGGAUCCUGGCUCUGUUUGAGAAACAGCGACAACAAGACGACGGCGACUACACUAAAGCUGUGGGACGUCUGCAAUGUCUCAAGUUACGACGAGAUUUGCGACAAGCGAUGUUGAGGAGAAAUGUUGGCGUUCUCGAUCAAGUGAUCUCGAAAGCAACCGGAAGUCAGUAUGAGAAUCAGUUGAAAUCUCAGAUCGAGGCUGCUAAGAAGCUGCGACAGGACCUCUCAGAAGUCAAGGAAUGUGACCUGGACAUCUUAGAUAUGGAGCCCAGAACGGUUUUAGAGCUGCGGCGAUACCACCAUCCUCCGAAAUGCAUCUGUGACGUCAUAAGAGCAACAUACUUGCUGUUGGGCGAGAAUGAAUCAGGUCUGAAGAGUUGGUCAGCUAUACAAACACUGCUCGGCAAACACGGAGACGACGGCAUCAUUCAGCGGGUUUCUACCUUUGACUCGACAAGAGUGGACGAGUCCUUGUCGAAACGAGUGAACGACAUCCUGGACCGCCACAAUCCGAGCGAGAUCCGGGCCGCCAGUCCUGGAGCCGCCACGUUGUACUUCUGGACGCGCAGGAUGGUGGAGGACAGUAUCAAAGGCAGACAGGUGGAUGAUGACUUGGUCAAUAACCGACCAAUAGAAAGAGUGAAAUUGUUUUCUUGUUUUAAACCCAGAAGUACCAGUAGUUGAAAGUGUGCGUUCACGACAACGUACGCGUACAGAAAGCUGAGCGCUCACUGAUAUUUGCGAACUAGUUUUUGCAUUUAUUAACAUUAAAUGAAUGUGAUUGGAUAUGAUAUGACGGAAACAGUCAAGCGCUCGUAUGCCUGAACAUGCCACUAAUAUCUCAGGAUCGGCCAAACACUGUGUUGCUUUUUUUAUAUGAUGAUGCGUUCUCAAUACUAAUUCUCGUUUUUUUUCUGGAAUCUACACACACCUAUUUCUUGAAUGUAAAAUAAAAACACUUGGUGUAGAUUGGUGGGAUUCGAACCUACUGCUGAUCCACGUGAAAAUCUGACGGUUCUCGAAGUUAACCUCAGGACCAACCGAUUCGUCCUCAUAAAUGAAUACUUAGUCAAAGUAAUGCUAGUCUCAGAAUACCAACUGCCACGACAAAGUUGGCUAACUUCCUGCUGUCACGACUUCUGCCUACGACUGCCCAGUUGCUAGUGUGAGCGCACCCGUCGUACAUGUAAGUCGGGAGAUGGCGAAAUUACAAGGCAGCCGUCGAGUUUACUUAGCAAUGAAUAAUGCAAUCAAGGAAGGAAAUGUUUUAUUUAACGACGCACUCAACACAUUUUACUUUCUGUUAUAUGGCGU